Molecule: messenger RNA, 472 nt
Organism: Drosophila sechellia
Lineage: Eukaryota; Metazoa; Arthropoda; Insecta; Diptera; Drosophilidae
Exons: 1
Coding region: 43-333 (96 amino acids)
Source: RefSeq, a predicted model, not a curated record
AUUGCAUUAAGCUAUGCAGUUGCCGGCAGUGUAUUGAUCAGCAUGGCGAGCCGCAUCAUUUCUUUGCUUCUCCUACUCGGAAUCAUUUGUGCGGCUCUAAAUGCCGCCCAUCCGCACGACCUUAUUGAAGAUCCGGAAGGUACUGAUGAUGCUUUGGAGGACUCUGGCAGUGGAUACAACAGUGCCGAAGAGUUCAUGAAUGCAAUGGACGAGCUGGUCAGACGCUGGCAGGAGUACGAUGCAGCUCAUGAGAACUCAACCGACUAUCCAAGUCUGGAUUACGAUGAAACGACCUUGGAUUCUAUGGAUAUUACCACCGAACCGGCUACUUGAUAUUGCAAUAAUUGGUAGUGCUGUAAUGCUAAGUCAUGCUAUCCUAUUGUCUGUAAAUAACCUAGUUCUUCAAUAAUAAUUAUUAAGUGAAAUAAAAUAAAGUGUUUAGAUAGCUUUAGCUUUAUAUAAAAGAUCGAAA